This is a messenger RNA of Ascochyta rabiei, 4482 nucleotides long. Its product is annotated as inositol hexakisphosphate and diphosphoinositol-pentakisphosphate kinase. Gene Ontology annotation, molecular function: 5-diphosphoinositol pentakisphosphate 1-kinase activity; inositol hexakisphosphate kinase activity; diphosphoinositol pentakisphosphate kinase activity. Gene Ontology annotation, cellular component: cytosol. The transcript has 6 exons. Gene Ontology annotation, biological process: inositol phosphate biosynthetic process; inositol metabolic process. NCBI's taxonomy places the organism in Eukaryota, Fungi, Ascomycota, Dothideomycetes, Pleosporales, Didymellaceae. Bases 1 to 4482 code for a protein of 1493 amino acids. The record is from RefSeq and is a predicted model, not a curated record.
AUGGAGUCGCAUCUUCCGCUGUCGCGCACGACGUCAACGUCGACGUCGAGCACCAGCACCAGCACCGCGCCCUGGCAGCCAUCGAGCGGCCCAAAGGCCAGGCCCAGCGAGCCCGAGGAGCAGCUGCUCUCGCCGCUGGGCACCGCAGCACUCGCGCCCGUGCACCCCGCCGUGCACCCCGCCGCCCUGCCCGCCGUGCACCCCGCCGUGCACCCCGCCGCCCUGCCCGCCGUGCACCCCGCCGCCCUGCCCGCCGUGCACCCCGCCGCCCUGCCCGCCGUGCACCCCGCCGUCCUGCCCGCGCGCCGCCCGUCCAAGGCGUCGGAGAGCCUGCUGGACUACUUUGGCCGGAACAACGGGUUUGCGGUCGAGGAGGAGCUGAACGAUGCGACCAACGAUGCGACCGCCUUGGCGGCAGCGCGGUCCCCAUGCUCCUUGUCCGCCUCGGAAGCUAGGUCGCGGUCUGACGUCGAGGAAAACCGAUCGCGGCACCUUUCCUUUUCUUCGCUGUACAGCCUAGGCUCCGCCAUCUACGCAAACACUCGCGGCCCUUCUUGGAGCGGACGCAGCUCGCUCAUCGGCAGCGAACCAGACGCAAAAAUGUCCGAGCCCGCCGCGCCACACGGCACCGGCACCACCGCGACCUCGUCGCUGUCGGUGACCACGCAAAGCCAACAUGGAUCGCUGGGGCCCAAGCCCUCUCCCACCCAGCUGCUCUUUCCCCACGAGCAGGCUGAUGUCCAGCACGCGCCCCCUUGUAGCUCCAACCCCACUGCCAACUCCAACGCAAAUCCCAAUCCUGGCACCGACUCCAACACCGUAACCUCGCCCACCAACCCCACCGCCGCCUCGCCGCCGCCCUUCAGCAGCCCCGCCAGCAUCGGCAUGCGCGAGCCCAAGAAGCCCUGCAGAGGCAUCAUCGGCGUCUGCGCCCUCGAGUCCAAGGCCCGCAGCAAGCCCGCCCGCAACAUCUUCGGCAAGCUGGUCGACGACUUCGAGGUCAAGAUCUUUGGCGACAAGAUCAUCCUCGACGAGGACGUCGAGAACUGGCCCGUCUGCGACUUCCUCAUCUCCUUCUUCUCCGAUGGCUUCCCCCUCGACAAAGCCAUCGCCUACGUGCGCCUGCGCAAGCCCUUUUGCGUCAACGACCUGCCCAUGCAGCAGGUCCUGUGGGACCGACGCCUGUGUCUCUCCAUCCUCGACAAGCUCAACGUCCCCACCCCGAAGCGAAUCGAGGUCAACCGCGACGGCGGCCCCAAGCUGCCCUCGGCCGACUUCGCCAAGCAGCUGUACGACCGCACCGGCGUCGCUCUGCUCGGCCCCGCGGACGGCACCGGCGGAGGCCUCCCGCCACCCAAGAGAAUCGAGAUGAUGGACGACGGCGACACCCUCUUUGUAGACGGCCAGACGCUGACCAAGCCCUUUGUCGAGAAGCCCGUGAGCGGCGAGGACCACAACAUCCACAUCUACUUCCACACAAAGGACGGAGCCGGCGGUCGAAGGCUGUUCCGCAAGAUCAACAACAAGAGCUCGGAGAAGGAUGAAUCCCUCGCCGUGCCCCGAUCCAUCACCGAGCCAGACACCAGCUACAUCUACGAGCAGUUCCUGCAGGUCGACAACGCCGAAGACGUCAAGGCCUACACCGUAGGCCCGACCUUCUGCCACGCCGAGACCCGAAAGUCGCCCGUCGUCGAUGGCCUGGUGAAGCGCAACCCCAGCGGCAAGGAGGUUCGCUACGUGACCAAGCUCAGCGACACGGAAGCCGCCAUGGCUUCCAAAAUCUCAGAGGGCUUUGGUCAGCGCGUCUGCGGCUUCGACCUGCUGCGUGCCGGCGACAAGAGCUACGUCAUCGACGUCAACGGUUGGAGCUUCGUCAAGGACAAUGGCGACUACUACGACAAGGCGGCCAACAUCCUCCGAGACAUGUUCCUGACCGAGAUCCAGCGCAAGCAACGCAAAGACGCCGCCCAGAGCGCCGCCGUGGAUGCGCAGGACGAGAGGAACGGAGCGUCGAGAAAGAGCGUGUCGAGCCACCGCCACGCCCUGAAGGGGUUGUUCAAGAGUCCUACUAGCCCCAGCUUCGAGAAGCCCGAUUUCACCGCUGUGCUUGGCCCGCCCACGGCCGGCACGUUACCGCCUGCGCCCGCCUCGGAGCCAGACCUCUUGCCUCCGCCCGCCGUCCGAGAGGAGGAAUACAUGCUCGAGCCAGAGCGGUCGCGCUCCGAGGACCACCAAGCCCCCGUUCCUCCCCCGGCAUCGAAAGCGCAGUGGAAGCUCAAGGGCGUCGUGUCCGUCAUACGACAUGCCGAUCGCACACCGAAGCAGAAGUUCAAGUACACGUUCCACUCCCAGCCCUUUGUCGACCUGCUCAAAGGACAUCAGGCUGAGGUCUUGUUGAUUGGUGAACCGGCUCUGCAGAGCGUCAGCGAUGCAGUCAAGCUCGCUCUGGACGAGAAGCGCGAGGAUCCAAGGAAGCUCCGCGAGCUGCAGCUGUACCUGGGGAAGAAAGGUCCGUGGCCUGGCACCAAGGUGCAGAUCAAGCCCAUGUUCCGCAAGAGGAGAAAGGACGAAUUCCUCCCCGGCGAAUCCCCACCCGAUGAGUCGCCCGAGAGGCAGAGGCAGGGCUCAACCUCCAGCCUGCUCCGAGACGCAGGCAACGAGAGCAGCAACGAGACGGACCCGGAGCGACUCAAGAACAGGAGCGACUCCAUGUCUGGCGUCACCCUGUCCCGCAUCACCGCACAAGACAACAACAUGGUCCUCGACAAGCUGCAGCUGAUCAUCAAAUGGGGCGGAGAGCCAACGCACUCGGCUCGCCACCAGACCCAGGAUAUGGGAGCGAACCUGCGCAACGAUCUGCUGCUGAUGAACCGCGACGUCCUCGACGACGUCCACAUCUUCAGCAGCUCGGAGCGAAGGGUCACCACCAGCGCCCAGAUCUUCGGAGCCUCGUUCCUCGACAAGGAUCAGUAUCCGGCUGAGCAGAUCCACGUCCGCAAGGAUCUCUUGGAUGACUCCAACGCCGCAAAGGACGUCAUGGACAAGGUCAAGAAGAGGCUCAAGACCCUGCUCCGCGCUGGCGACAAGGCACCACCCCAGUUUGCGUGGCCCAAGGACGUGGCGGAGCCCUACAUUGUCGUUCGCCAGGUGGUCGCUCUCAUCAAGUUUCAUCAGCGGGUGAUGAACCACAACUUCAAGAAGAUCGAGUCCGAAGCCAUGUCCUCUCUCAGCGCCAUCGCCUCUCCACCCGCCGCCGACGGCGCUCCCGGACAGUCCAAGCACACGAGCGUGAACCACAUCCAGUCACGUUGGUGCUGCAACGAAGGCCCGGAGCUGUUCAAGGAGCGGUGGGAGAAGCUCUUCAAGGAAUUCAAGGAUGCCGAUAAGGUCGAUCCUAGCAAGAUCUCCGAGCUCUACGACACGAUGAAAUUCGAUGCUCUGCACAACCGUCCCUUCCUCGAGUGGGUCUUCACCCCAGACGACACCUUCACGGACGACGACGCGAUCCCCGAGCCUCCCAGGCAGAAGACGUCCGACGAGCCAGCUGCAGCCGAGGGGAAGCCCGAGAUCAAAGAGGGCAGCGCCGAGAAGCCCCACGAGCGCGGCAGCAUCGCCCGUCGCAUGGGCUUCAGACGGCCCUCGGAGAUCGCCGUGAAGCCCGCCGUACCUCCCUCGUACGCAAACGAGUCUUACUUCAAGCUCUACACCGGCAUGGGCAACGCGGCCUCCAAGGCUCGGAUGGAUGCCCGCCUGGUCAAGCUCCGUGAAAUGUACCACCUCUGCAAGGUACUCUUCGACUACAUCGGUCCGCAAGAGUACGGCAUCGAGAGCGAGGAGAAGCUGGAGAUUGGCCUGCUCACCUCACUGCCGCUGCUCAAGGAGAUCGUUGGCGACCUGGAAGAGCUGCAAGCAUCGGAUACGCCCAAGUGCUUCUUCUACUUCACAAAGGAAUCGCACAUCUACACCCUCCUCAACUGCAUCCUCGAAGGCGGCAUCAAGACGAAGAUUGAGCGCAAUGCUAUUCCCGAGCUCGACUACCUCUCGCAGAUCAACUUCGAGCUGUACGAGUCGGAGAAUGCAAGCACAGACGAUGCGCCGCACACAUUCAACUACAGCAUCCGCAUCACCCUGUCACCCGGUUGUCACGCCUUUGCGCCCCUGGACGUCCAACUCGAUUCCCGCCACAUGAUUGGCUUCUCGCCCCGCCGCAGUCUCACCGCACAUCAAGACUGGAAAGAGGUCCUCGAGACGCUAAGAGCAAAGUUCCACACUGUCAAGCUCCCCAAAUCCUUCGUCGCCAUCGACCUCAGCGAAAAGGAGGCCUUUGAGCGUAGGCUGAACGGGAACGGCAGUGGGAGUGGUCAGACCAAGGAGAACCUCGACCCCGAAGCUGUGGAGAGGGGACGCAGCGAGGAGCGACGAGCGAGUGCGGACGCCGAUGAACCGAGCACGGAACUCCCGCCUCCUGCGCUAGAUGCUUAG